AUGGUGGACGGGCUUAAGCCAGGCCAGCGCAAGGUCCUCUUCGGAGCCUUCUUGAAAAAGCUCACAAACGAGGUGAAGGUUGCCCAGCUCUCGGGCUUUGUGGCCGAGAAGAGUGCGUACCACCAUGGCGAGACCUCCCUUCAGGGCACAAUCAUCGGAAUGGCAUUUUCCCCAGUUCCCAGCCGGAAGUUUAUGAGACUGCGAGGCUUCCUAUGA
Symbiodinium necroappetens is the source of this 216-nucleotide messenger RNA. The record is from the annotation of a GenBank genome assembly. NCBI's taxonomy places the organism in Eukaryota, Dinophyceae, Suessiales, Symbiodiniaceae.